Molecule: messenger RNA, 1215 nt
Organism: Seminavis robusta
Lineage: Eukaryota; Bacillariophyta; Bacillariophyceae; Naviculales; Naviculaceae
Source: the annotation of a GenBank genome assembly
AUGUCUCCGCCCUUUGAAUCUCUUUUGUUUGCUGACGAUUUGAUUUUGGUCCAAGGCAUUCUUCCCUUUGUUGGUGUUGGACAGUACGCGUUUGUAGGAGCUGUCAACAAAAAGAUGAAUCAACUGUACAAAGAGUACUGCAAAGUUGAACUCAAGAAAAAUCCAAGAAAGGUAAAAGAUAAGCGUGGAUAUAUACCAAUUCCGGACAGUCGCUCUGCGGAAAGCACGGACACUCUUUGCAGCGAAACAUUCUGUAACCAGCCACGUGCAGAAUACUGGCUCAAGGACAAUUCCAGCAACAAAACACCUGAUCUCGCGAAUGUUUGCAAUGUGAUUGCCAGAUAUGGAAAUAUUAUGGUCAUGAAAUGGGCACGGCAACAAGGAUUCUAUUGGAGUGAGCGGACAUGUGCUGCAGCGGCUAGAAAUGGACAUUUUGAAUUACUCCAUUGGUUAAGAGAGAAUGGUUGUCCAUGGAGUGAGCGGACAUGUGAGUACGCUGCUGACGGUGGCAAUUUGGACAUUUUAAAGUGGGCUCGCGAAAAUGGCUGUGCAUGGAAUGAGCGGACAUGCUGGAGUGCUGCUCAUGGUGGUCAUUUGGAAAUUUUGAAGUGGGCUCGUGCAAAUGGUUGUCCAUGGGAUGCUUUGACAUGUUCUUUUGCUGCUGGAAAUGGCCAUUUGGAGAUUUUGAAGUGGGCUAAUGAAAAUGGUUGUCCAUGGAAUGAGCAGACAUGUGGCUGUGCUGCUAAAGAUGGCCAUUUUCAAAUUCUAAAGUGGUUGCACGCACAUGGUUGUCCAUGGAAUGAGGCGACAUUGCUGCUGAAAAUGCCAUUGGAGAUUUUGAAGUGGGCUGAUGAAAAUGGUUGUCCAUGGAAUGAGCGAACAUGUGGCGGUGCUGCAAAAAAUGGCCAUUUUGAAAUUCUAAAGUGGUUGCACGCAAAUGGUUGUCCAUGGGAUAAAGUGACAUGCUGGGCUGCUGCUAAAAAUGGGCAUUUUGAAAUUCUAAAGUGGGCUCGUGCAAAUGGUUGUCCUUGGAAUGCGGAUACAUGUGCUCGUGCUGCUGAAAAUGGGCAUUUGGAAAUUUUGAAGUGGGCUCGUGAAAAUGGUUGUCCAUGGAGUGCAUCAACAUAUCGAGCUGCCUGCCUGUUCAACCAAAAGGAAGUGAUCCAGUGGCUACGUGACAAUGGCUGCCCUGGGUCUCGUGAAGAAGGGCGGUAA